AUGGGAUGCAGAAGGGUAGCUUUUGUCCUAUUUUUGUUCUCCCUGUUGACUCUAUCCUGUUCACAGGUUGAGAAUGGUGUCAUUGGCGUGUACUGGGGCCAAGACCACCGCGACGGCGAUUUGCAAAGUACAUGCGAUUCUGGAAAUUACCGCAUUGUGCUCCUCGCUUUUCUUCGCGUUUUCGGUGAAGGAAGAAGGCCACAUUGGGACUUCGUUGGCCUCUGUGACAGUCCUUUUUCUUACAACUGCACCGAACUGGAGCCCCAAAUAAAGCACUGCCAGGCAAAAGGCAUAAAAGUGUUCCUUUCCAUCGGAGGACCGCCAUGGUCGGACUACUCCCUGAGCUCGGCGGAGGACGCAAAGAACGUGGCGAGGUACAUCUACAGGAACUUCCUGAGUGGGCGAUUUGGUCCAUUGGGAAGCGUGGAGUUGGACGGCGUCGAAUUCCACAUCAGAAAGAGUGGGAAUCACUGGGACGACCUUGUCAAAGAACUCGACUUUUUCCGACACAGCAGAGGCCCUUACUUCCAGUUGGCUGCAGCCCCUCGGUGUCCAGUCCCAGUUUACUAUCUGGGCAACGCCAUUGAAACCAAGCUUUUCGACUACAUCUUCGUCCGAUUCUACGAGGACCCAUGUUGCGAGGCUUCGUAUGAGGGGGAUACGACGCUGUUGUUGGAGUCGUGGGACAAGUGGGUGAACUUGGCUCCGCCCAACAGCACCAUCUUCCUGGGGCUGCUAUCGUCGCUUACUGCAGGGGGAACUGGGUACGUUAGGCCCAGUAUAGUGAAUCGUGAAGUGCUUCCGCAUGUGAAGAAAGCCUCCAACUAUGGAGGAGUGAUCCUGUGGAAUAGGUAUCGUGAUAUUGUAUGGAACUUCAGCGGCAGAAUACUCCCCAAUGUGCCCAAAUCCACCUUACUUUCGUCGGUGUCUUGA
Sphenostylis stenocarpa is the source of this 933-nucleotide messenger RNA. The record is from the annotation of a GenBank genome assembly. NCBI's taxonomy places the organism in Eukaryota, Viridiplantae, Streptophyta, Magnoliopsida, Fabales, Fabaceae.